GGCGUCAUUCACGUUUAGGAAGUGACUGCAAGGAGGAAGGCUUCUCGGCGUUACAUCUUCAUACGCGGAAGGAAGAAAACACAGCAAACAGGCCAGCAAGCGGCAGUUUUCACCGGUGCAGAAUCAGCAAGCUCACAGAAAAUGAAAUCCUAUCAGAAGCUGACCACAGAUGCCAAUCAAGUCCCGGACGCUGGAGAGGAGAACGUGGAUGGGAGACCACUGUGCCACCAAAAGCUCUCUGCCUGGUGGCUGGGCGGAGGUCUCCUGAUGGUGGCCGCUCUGCUUAGCGGAGUGACCGUUUGGGUCCUGGGCCAGAUUUGGUGGAGUCAACACGGGACGCCCCCCCUGGCCAAGUGCGUCUCCGUCCCGGAAGACCUCCGCUUCGACUGCUACCCAGAAAGGAACACCGUGGUGACGCGGGAACUGUGCGAGGCCCGAGGGUGCUGUUUUGUUGAUAGUGACCAGUCCUCUGGAAGCACCAACGGGGUGCCCUGGUGCUUCUACCCCCCGGAUUUCCCCAGCUACACCUUGGGGAACGUGAACGAGACCGAAAUGGGGCUGGUGGGGUUCCUGACCAGGAAAGCAAAGGCCUAUUACCCAAAAGAUGUUGAGAAACUGCAGCUCAGUGUGGAGUUUGAAACCGAUACCCGGUUACACGUCAAGAUCACCGAUGCCACAUCUCCUCGGUACGAAGUUCCCUUGGAGGUACCUCCGGUGACAAAGAGAGCAGAGAAUCCCAUCUAUACCGUUGAGUUCUCCAAGGAGCCCUUUGGGUUGAUAGUGAAGCGGAAAACGUCAGGGACAGUGCUGUUGAACACGACAGUGGCUCCCUUGUUCUUCGCCGAUCAGUUCCUCCAGAUUUCUACCCUCCUUCCAUCUUUGUACCUUUAUGGUCUUGGGGAGCAUCGAAGUAACUUUGUGCACAGCCUGGAGUGGAACACUUUGACUUUCUGGGCCAGAGAUGUUCCUCCGACGGAGAGCUUCAAUCUCUAUGGCGUUCAUCCGUUUUAUCUUAUCAUGGAGAAGAGUGGAGCUGCCCAUGGGGUUUUCCUCUUGAACAGCAAUGCAAUGGAGGUGGCCCUUCAGCCGGCACCUGCCCUCACCUGGAGGACCAUCGGAGGAGUUCUGGAUUUCUACAUCUUUCUAGGACCAGAUCCCAACUUGGUGGUCCAGCAGUACCAGCAGGUGAUUGGCUUCCCGGCCAUGCCUCCUUAUUGGGGCCUGGGCUUCCACCUCUGCCGCUGGGGCUACGGGAGCAGCAAUGAGACCUGGGAGACCGUAAAAGCCAUGAGGAAUUUUCAGAUCCCCCAGGAUGCCCAGUGGAACGACAUUGACUACAUGGAGGGCUAUCGGGACUUCACCGUGGACUCUCAGAAGUUUGGCGCUCUCCCCCAGAUGGUGGAAGAUCUCCACAAACACGGACAAUAUUAUGUGAUGAUUCUGGAUCCUGGGAUCAGCAGUACUCAGCCUCCUGGCUCUUACUGGCCUUACGAUGAAGGUUUGAAACGUGGCAUAUUCAUCAAUAACACCCAAGGAGAACCUCUGAUAGGGAAGGUCUGGCCUGGUCUUACUGCUUAUCCUGACUUCUCUAACCCAGAUACUCACCAAUGGUGGCUGGAGAAUCUGAAUAGUUUCCACUCAAUUGUUCCCUUUGAUGGCAUUUGGAUUGACAUGAAUGAACCAUCUGACUUCAUGGAUGGCUCAUCGGAAGGCUGUUCUCAAGGAGAAUUGGAUAACCCACCAUAUGUGCCUGCUGUAUUGGGAGGUUUCCUUUCUGCCAAGACCAUCUGCACCUCUGCCAGGCAAAGCACCUCUGCGCACUACAACCUCCACAACCUGUAUGGAUUGAUGGAAGCCAAAGCAACUGCUAGUGCUCUGAUUAAACUCCGGGCAAAACGGCCCUUCAUCAUCUCCCGCUCAACUUUUCCAAGCCAGGGCAAAUAUUCUGGACACUGGCUUGGUGACAACAGGAGCACUUGGAAGGACAUGGCUUGGUCCAUCCCUGGAAUGCUGAGUUUCAGCCUCUUUGGAAUCCCUUUAGUCGGGGCGGACAUCUGCGGCUUCUCUGGUUCUACCUCUGAGGAACUCUGCACUCGCUGGAUGCAGCUGGGGGCCUUCUAUCCCUUUUCCCGCAACCACAACACUCAAGACGAGAAGGCUCAGGAUCCCCCGGCUUUCAGCCCCGCAGCAAGGACCGCCAUGAAGGAAGCCUUGGAAAUCCGCUACAGCUUGCUGCCCUAUCUCUAUUCCCUUUUCCAUCGGGCUCACCUGCAAGGGGACACUGUGGCCCGGCCUCUCCUUUUUGAGUUUCCAAAGGAUGUGGCCACCUACUCCAUCGACAAGCAGUUCCUCUGGGGACGGGGUCUGCUGGUGACGCCGGUGCUGGACCCUGGUGUGGACUGGGUGAUUGGCUAUUUCCCUCGAGGCUUGUGGUACGACUACUACACGGGUUCUCUGGUGAAUAGCAGUGGGGAGAACUUGAAAAUGGCAGCCCCACUCGACCACAUCAAUUUGCACAUCCGUGAAGGGACCAUUCUCCCAACUCAGAAUCCAGGUUGCUGCACUUCCGUCAGCCGAGGUAAUCCCAUGCGCUUGAUCGCAGCCUUGUCACAGAACGCCAACGCCUGGGGAGAUCUUUACUGGGAUGACGGAGAAAGCUUGGAUGCCUUUGCGAAGGGCGACUAUUCAUACCUAGUGUUCAACGUCACCCAGAAUACCUUCACUUCUGCUGUCCUGCAUUCCAGUGUGGAAACCACCCAUGUCGCCAUAGAUGUAUUGACUGUAUAUGGAGUGAGAGAAGAGCCAAAGAUUGUCACGGUCAAUGGGAAGGUGUGGCCAUUCAGCUAUUUGACAAACCAGGUUCUCACCAUGAAUGACCUACAGCUCAACCUCAGCCAGGGAUUCUCCAUACAGUGGAAGUGAGCUGGGCACAGUUUCCUCCAGCCUGGCGGCUGUAUGUUCAUGCGCAGGUUGGGCUUUCGGCCCACGCGGAACCUCUGGAUGGGGUCACCACACUCUGCGAGUUUUUGUGGGUCCGUCUCUUGGCCUCGUUGUCGUCUCCUCUCUGCCUCCGCUUGGGAAGAGGACUCCUGAUUCUCCCCCUUGCUGCUUCCACUCUGAACACUUCCCUUCUGAGAACCUCCCGCCUCGCCUCUGUGAGAGUCCUUUGCAUGUCGCUAGGCAUCCCAUGCCCCACCCUGCAUGUGUCGGAAGGUGCAUUGUGGUUUUGUCAGGAAGGGAGCUGGUGGAAGUGUAAAAUAACUUUUUCUGGACGGGAGCCCUGUGUUGCACCACGCCAUCGCUGUUUCCUGUGGUAGGGUUGCCUCCAUUGCUGCAUGAAAUAGGAGACCCUCAACUUGCAUGCCGACCUCCUCCAGCCUAGCCAUUGGCAUUUCCACUUUUCAAGAAUGAAGGGAUGACAAAGGCAGAGGGAGAAAAGACUCUUGGGUCUUGGAAUGGACUUUGCCAAAUAGAACUUGGAAAAAGAAGUCAGAUUAAAGCCUCUUGAGCAAGAGUCAUGUGAGAUCCAUAAGCUGUGUGAUUCUGGGACUUGUAGUCCCAAGUUCUGCAGCCAAAAAUGGGUGGGAGGUGACACUGUGCACCCCAUGACCCUGCCUGGGUUCUAAUGUGGAAUAAGGAAAGCCAAAGCCAGGAACAUACCAGCCUUUUAAACAGAAUUGGAACUAGCAGAAAGUAUAGCACCUCUGAUUGGGCAACUUUGCAUCUAUACGAAAUUGGGGGCGAUACCACGGCUGCCAAUGAGAAGGGCUGAUAUUACACAGCAUAGUUGCCAUCCCGUGCCUUUAAAAAUCUGAACUCACACACAGUUCCCAAUUACUUACUAGAUCUGAGCUCCCACCACCAACUCAUAAAACCCAAAUUCUUAAAGAGUUCCAUGCCAUGCAUUAGGUGGCACCUUGUGAAGUACAUUAAACACUAGAUGGCACAUGCUUGCCAAACCUGCAAACAUAAAAAUUGGGGUUUUGCUCUACAUGUUACAAUUACUGUCAGUAUUACUCUUGCUUCAAAACACUGUUCAUUGCUAAAAGAGCCAGACAGUUUCGCUCCCAGAGGGAUGGACCUUUGGUCUGUGUGGCAACGUGCCACUUGUCUCACUGAAUAGCCGAGCGAAAAGGCCACUGCUAGGUGGUUAGAACGCACAAACUCACUCAGGAGGCUGCCUUGCACAAUAGAUAGUCCUCUAUAAGGUCCCUUUUGCCAUCUAGGCAAUGGGGAAAUGUAACUUUUGUAAGGGACCUUGGAUCAGAUGCCCAACUUGGGUCAAUCCAGGGCAUUUUGAGCCAGCCCUGAACUCACCCUCAGUCUGAAUGUCUCUCGCCUAAACUACAGUAAGAAAGACAAAUCAAUUGCACUAUUUUCCCCCCUGAAUCUAGAGUUCUGUCAAUACAAAUCCUACUGUCUUUCUUUGCUUAUCCUCAGCAAGGAGGGUAAGCUUCUAAACCCUUGGAAAAACUAUUCUAACAUGUUCCAGUUCAGGGGUUAAAAGCUGGAACUAUGGAACAGUUUUUAAAACAUACCAAGGCCCCUUCCACACAGCCCUUUCAAGGUAGAAAAUCCCACAUAUCUAAGUGUGGACUCAAGUAAUAACUCAGUUCAGAUAAUCCAGUUCAAAGCAGAUAUUGUGGGAUUUUCUGCCUUGAUAUUCUGGGAUAUAGGGCUGUGUGGAAGGGCCCUAAGAUCUCCUUUGGCCGAGAGAAGCAGGGUAUAAAUACAUAUAAUAUAUAAAUUAAUACAUUUUGUUCAGCUCACCAUCCUGUCCUGAGUUCUCUGGGUCUAAACACCACUGAACUCAAUGGUACUUUAUUUUGAGUUGACAUCUGUUGAGGUGAAUCGCAUCCCCAUCAGCUUGCAAUUCAAUAGUAAAUGGAUAACUGAGUUAGGACAUUGGAAGAUGAUUUAGAUCCAUCCCAUGACUCGAAUUAGUCCUGCUUCCUCAUGAACUUCAGCAAAUGGUAUGGAUAGGCAUCCUGCCUUCCCUGUUGCUGGAGGUAAUAUAUAGCUAAUAGCCAUUGAUAGCCUUGGAGAUUGGAUGCAUGUUGCGUCACCGUUAACGUUGGCCUUCUAGGAGUUGCCUUAGUUGGUUUGGGUUGAUGUUUUUGGGAAAUUGUUUUGUUUAGGCUGCCAAAGACUUGAAAUAACUUGCCUUUAUUAAACGAAUGCUCACUUGUUCAUCCAAUCAAGUUGGAUGAUCUACUGUUGCCAAAUGUUAUAUCAUUGAUUGAUUGUUAGAAAUGUAUUGUCGAAGGCUUUCAUGGCUGGAAUCAUUGGGUUGUUGUGAGUUUUUCGGGCUGUAUGGCCAUGUUCCAGAAGCAGUCUCUCCUGA
Messenger RNA from Anolis sagrei ordinatus, 5344 nucleotides. The record is from RefSeq and is a predicted model, not a curated record. Lineage: Eukaryota; Metazoa; Chordata; Lepidosauria; Squamata; Anolidae.